UGAAGAUAAGCCAAAACCCUAACCCUAGAUCUCUAUCCUCCUCCAAUGGAGGUAGAUCCCAAUCUCUCCUUGCUCCGGCGAAACCUCAAGGUCGACGACCCCUGGAUCUCUCCUAAGACCUGGGAAUCCAUUAGCUCGGAGAGCGGUGGCGGGGCUGCCCCAUCCUCUAAACUCCGGCAACGCGAAGACCCGAUCUAUGACACGCCCAUCGUCUCGGAAUCGGCUUUGGUUCGUCUAGCGAUAAAUGCAUUGCUAGGUGUGAAGUCAGCUCUAGUUGAGAUCGAUAAGCUCUCUACCGAGUUUUCCGUGAGCCCGGCGGACCGGACUUCUCAUCGGAUUCCUGAUUUCUGGCGACGGUGGUCGAGCACCAGUGCACUGGCCAAGCUUCUGAAUUCCUUUUUCCACUCCGGCCUCGUGUUCUUCCUUCUCCAAAGGUUUGUAGACUAUAAUUCCUCUGAGGGUCACAAUGCCACGCAAAGUCUUGUAAAUCAAGCAUUCUCGGUAGCUGUUGGAAAGGUUUUGGAAGGGUAUGUUUGUGCUCUGAAUACUCUGUUGGCCUCUGUUAAACUGAGGCGUUCUUCGAGUGGAGUCACUGCAGAGGAGAGUUCUCUGGAUGGGGUAGGCAGUCUCACGAGUGUUGUGCAUUCUGAAGUUACGGUUUUGGAGGUUUUCUUGCAUACUAAGGAGUUGAGGACUCGGAUUGAGGCUCUUGGAAACAUAUGUUUUGCUGAUGUUGUUAAUCUUUCUAGAGAAGAUUUGAGUGUUGAUGUUGAGAUAGAAUUCAGCAAGUUUCCAAGAGGAGCAGAUCUGCUUUCAUAUUUGUAUGUUCAGCUCCGAGAUGCUGAUCCAGUCCAUUAUGCGCUUCUCAAGUUCCUAUUCAUUUGCUCGUCUGACCCAUAUUGUGGGUUCAUUAAGUCAUGGAUUUAUCGAGCAAGCAUUGCUGAUCCUUACAAGGAAUUUCAUGUUGUGGAUUCAGAUUCAGAUGGUGCAACUAGUUCAAUCACUAAAACUGGGCCUCUUGAUGAUUUAUCAUUGGCAUAUGUCAAGGAGCUGGAUUUUAUUUCUGUUCCUUGUUUUCUAGAAGAUGCUUCUCGCCCACUUAUACGAGCUGGACAGCAACUUCAGGUUCUUGUGAAACUCCUGAAGUUGUGCAACUAUGGAAUUUUUGGAUAUAACAACUAUGGAAGAGAAAAUGACCCAAAGGAUUUGCCAAAUCUUGAAGAUGUUCUGCCUUGUUGGGAAGGAGUAUCAAGUGAUUCUGCAUUUCUCCUGAAUCCCAUGAUGUUUUGUAGAAAAGACUUGGGGGAUUUAGUUGAGAAAAGAAACACUAUGUACCAAAUGAUGCUGGAUAAGCUUCAUCAUUUUUUCACAAAAUUAGAUGUCAAAUAUCAUCAGUUAGGUUACACAGGAAUUCCAUGUCCUUCUAUGCCUUCUUCUGAUUGUAAAAGGAAUGGUAUGGAUAGUUCCUUAUCUUUGCCACUUGAUCUGGACUUAAUUUGGACUCCAACAAUCCAUGAACAAGGGGCUUCUGGGGCUGAAGCUCAAAAGGAUAAUGAUGAUUCUAGCACAUCUGAUGACCUCUGUUAUGUUGUUGAUCCCUCACAGUUGUCAGACUCUUCAUCUUUUGAUAGUUGUGAAGAUGAAGAUGCGCCCAGUGUGCUUGGCAUUUCAUCGCAGCCAGAUGCUUAUCUUCUUUCGAGGGUGUCCAUUUGUUAUGACAGUAGAAAUGUGCUGCAGAAGUUAUGUGAAACUGUUAGACCAAACUCUUUGCACCCAUCACACCACAAUAGUUCCGAAGGUCCUGUUCAAGUUUCUCCUCUUGUGCACCCUAAUCAUGAAGAUGUGGAACUCGGCAAAAUUUCUACCGGUCAACAAUUUGGGGAUUCAAAGUGUUCUAAAAUAUUAAAAACCAUAAAUGAAGGUUUUCAAUCUGGUAAGUGCUGGCCAUUAGGAGGUCUUCUUGAGAAUCCUUUUUAUGCCAAUAUGAAGUACAAGAGUCCAAAACAACUACAUUUCACUGAGUUUGUCUCUGAGAUAGCUGAUGAGAACUCAGACAACAUUGACAGUGGGAAAUCAUAUUUUCAUGAAGUGUUUGUUUCUGAAAGUUCUGAACUGGAUCCAUUUAGGCGGAUCAAACUCAUGAAUGACACUUUUGGGGGUCAAUCUAAGGGUAUUCCAGAGCCAUGGGCUUGCCAUGACUCGUAUGACCUCAGCACUAAUCCAAUUUUGAGAAAAUCAUCAUUUCUACAUUCAACAUGGAACUUGAGAGACAGAAGCUCUUUGAAUAAAAAGGGGUCUUUUUUUUCGUACUUCGAUUUUUCUUCUGUUUCAGAUCCUUGUAAGGUCUACUCUGAGCAUGAGUUUCAAGUUGAAGCUCCUAUUCCUACAGAGUCAGGUGUUCCUUCUCCAGGAACAGAGAGUGUUUCCUCUGAACAAUGUGCUCCAAAACAUAUGACAGAUAAAUUAACAAUAAAAACUGUAAUUUCAUCAAAUGAGGAUUUCCAGAAGGAACCCCUGCAAAAUGCUUCCUCUGGGGCAAAUUGGGAGGGAUCACUAAGUUAUUCAGGUGAAAAUUCCACAGUUAGUACACGAGAUAAGUGUGGCUUAUUUGCUGCAUAUGAGACACCCCUGGAUGUUGUCAUCAGCAAAUGCAUAGUGCAAGGGAUCAUGCUUCAAUAUAAUUAUGUGAGCAACUUCACUAUCAAAUUGCUCGAGCAGGGAUUCGAUCUACAUGGACAUUUGUUGGCAUUGCGCCGGUAUCAUUUUAUGGAACUGGCAGACUGGGCGGAUUCUUUCAUUCUUUCUCUUCGUAAUCAAAAAUGGUAUGGUAUUGAACCAGAGCAGAAAAUAACUGAAAUCCAAGGACAGCUUGAUUUAGCUCUAAGGAGGUCUUCAUGUGAGAAUGAUCAAUACAGAGAACGAUUGUUUUUAUUUAUGAAGGGGAAGAAUUUAACUGCCCGACCACAUUCCACAACUGGCAUCCAUUGGUUUGAUUUUCUAGUACUUGGAUACAGAGUGGAUUGGCCUGUCAGUGUUGUUAUAACUCCAGAGGCAUUGGAAAUAUAUGCUGGGAUAUUCAGUUAUCUCAUUCAAAUCAGGCUUGCUGCUUUUUCAUUGGCUGAUGUUUGGUGCAGCUUAAAGACCCUGAUGUAUCCAACCUGUCACAACAGAAAUUUGAUGCAUGGUGAAAUGAAGGAUUUCAAUAUUUUAAUAAAAAUGAGGCAACAAAUUGACCAUUUUGUGUCUACAUUGCAACAUUAUGUGCAUUCCCAGUUGUCACAUGUGUCAUGGUCCCAUUUCCAACAUUCACUUAAGUACAAGUAAAUAAGUGUCAUGGGAGUACCCUGCUGUUUCACUAGUUGUGGCCAUUUUCAUAAACGAAGGAAGUAUUUUGAUAUUUGGACUCUGGAAUUGGGAUUUUGGAAAUAGGCACUUGAAGCACAGCAUUUGCGGGCAUGUUUUUGCAUUUCAGAAUUUCCCACUUAGCAAAAUAUUACAAGACCUGUCGCUAUAAAUAUCUUGUUUUGUAUUGUUCAUUAAAUUUUGGGCUUAAAGCUGAAGGGAAAUCAGGUUUGACUUAUCUGAUCACACCAAAUAUUUUGCCCCUUCCUACCAAUUAUAUAUAUA
This is a messenger RNA of Dioscorea cayenensis subsp. rotundata (Guinea yam), 3627 nucleotides long. RefSeq lists its product as uncharacterized. NCBI's taxonomy places the organism in Eukaryota, Viridiplantae, Streptophyta, Magnoliopsida, Dioscoreales, Dioscoreaceae. Gene Ontology annotation, cellular component: equatorial microtubule organizing center; spindle pole; gamma-tubulin complex. The transcript has 12 exons. Gene Ontology annotation, molecular function: gamma-tubulin binding; microtubule minus-end binding. Gene Ontology annotation, biological process: microtubule nucleation; mitotic cell cycle; spindle assembly. The record is from RefSeq and is a predicted model, not a curated record. Bases 46 to 3324 code for a protein of 1092 amino acids.